Molecule: messenger RNA, 2943 nt
Organism: Lactuca sativa (garden lettuce)
Lineage: Eukaryota; Viridiplantae; Streptophyta; Magnoliopsida; Asterales; Asteraceae
Source: RefSeq, a predicted model, not a curated record
UAAUUAUAAGCAACUACCUGCAAAUAUGGUGCACAUCGAGCAAAACAAGAUUAGCCUUUGCCUUCUAAUACUGUCGUGCUUUUUAAACCAUGCAUUAUGUGCACACUCCAUUUCAUCACAAAACCAAAACAUAAACAUAAAUAAUGAUAUAUUAAUAGGCGUGGGAAUCAUUCUAAAUAUGGAGUCACCAAUGGGGAAGGCCAUUCACAGUUGCAUUACCAUGGCCAUAUCUGAUUUUUAUGCUCUUCGUCACAGCUAUAAAACAAGGAUAGUUAUUCACACUAGGGACUCCGAGGGAGACCCAGAUAAAGCUCUUUCAUCUGUAUAUAAUCUGCUUAAAAAAGCGAAGGUGCAAGCUAUCAUAGGCCCAGAAACGCAUCUUCCGUCGAAGUUAUUGUCCUUGGCUGCUGAUAAAGCUGCAGUUCCUAUAUUUUCUUUUGCCAGUCCGUCCUCAAGAGAACACCCAUACUUGUUCCAAAUCAAACAAGAUGAAUCCAGUAUGGCCAAAAGCAUUGCUGCCCUUGUGAAAUCAUAUAAUUGGAUGAAUGUUAUCUUUGUUCAUGAGGACAACGAUGAUGGCACGGAGAUCUUAAAAUAUCUGGCUGGGUCAUUCCAAGAGAAAAACAUCCGUAUCAGUUAUAGAAGUUCCAUUUCUGCCUCAGCCACGUAUGAUAGCAUCACCCAAGAUUUGCGUAAGAUCAUGACGUUUCAUACAGCUGUAAUUAUCAUACAUGUGUCUCCUGCACUAGCAUCUAGCCUUAUCUUAAAUGCAAAAAGGUUAGGAAUGGUUAGUGAAGGAUAUGCAUGGAUUUUAACUGAAAAAACAGUUGACCUCUUGCGAUCAACAAACUUUACUGUCAUUGAGUCGUCACAAGGUGCACUAGGUUUUAGGUCGUAUGUUCCACCAUCAGACAGGCUGCAUAGCUUAACAACAAAAUGGCACAAUUUCUUUUACAGAAAUAAUUUCACCUCAAUAACAAAAGAAGUGCCUGUGCCUGCGUUAUGGGCAUACGAUACAAUUUGGGCCCUUGCGGAGUCUGUAGAGAAGGUUGGAGUCCCACAUAAUGGUUCUAUGCUUUUACAUGAAGUUUUGAAAAUCAGAUUUAAGGGUAUAAGUGGUGAUUUUAAGCUUAGUGAAGGAAAAGUAUUAUCCAAUGGAUAUGAGAUUAUGAAUGCGGUAGACAAUGGUGAGAGGAGAGUAGGAUAUUGGACAUUAUCAGAAGGGAUUAGGAGAGCACACCCGCAUAUUAACAUCGACCGUUUAUAUCCUAGUCUAGGUUCUGAAGCUGUUGUCUGGCCCGGAGGGUCUACAACUACUCCAAAAGGAUGGGUGUUACGAGCAACUCCCAGUAACAGGUUAAAAAUUGGUGUUCUGAAGACUAAAAACUUUAGGUAUUUCAUGGAUGUAGAACAUGAUGUUAAGAAAAAUGUCACAACUGCCACUGGGUUCUCCAUGGAUGUAUUUAAUACUUGCAUUCGUGCAUUGCCAUAUGAAGUGCCAUACACAUUCAUUUCAUUUGAGAAUUGCACUUACGACGAUCUUGUGCAGAAGGUGUACAAUGAGGAAAUUGAUGCAGUCGUAGGUGAUUCAACAAUUUUGGCCAACAGAUCUGAGUAUGUUGACUUUACAGCAACUUACACUGACUUGGGUGUAGGAACACUAGCCAGAAUCAAGAAGAAAGACAUAUGGUUCUUCUUGAGGCCGCUGAUGGACAUUUAUCUAUGGCUAGUUGCUAUUGGUUCUCUUAUCUUCAAUGGCUUCAUUGUUUGGGCUAUCGAACGUAUGAAUCCAGAUUCCAAUGGUUCAACAACUCAGCAAAAUGGAAGACUACUAUCCGGCUGGACCUUUCUAUUGACCAUUUUAUUUGUUCAAAGAGAUAACCUUUCCAGGAAUCUGUCAAAAUUUGUAAUGUUCGUCUGGUUCAUUGUGGUGCUUAUCUUGUUCACGGGCUACGAUGCCUUUUUGACUUCACAGUUGACAGUAGAGCAAUUUGAAUCGGCAACAAAGGGAGGACUUGUGGGGUUUCAUGGAGGCGAUUUUAUGAAAGGAGUGACAGUCAACAACAUGCACUUUGAAAACUGGAAGCACAGUCCAUACUACUCAUACCAGGAUUAUGCUCAUGCUUUAUCAGAAGAUGGUGAUGCUGAUGCCAUUGUUGAUGAAAUUCCAUACAUCAAGAUGUUUCUUAGCAGGUACUCUGGUGAUUAUGGUUUGGUCUCCUCUCAACCUAUCACUUCUGGUUUUGCCUUUAUAUUCCAAAAAGGUUCGCCGCUUGUUGAAGACGUGUCAAGAGAAAUCGCCAGGAUAAGAUUAGACGGAACUCUAGGAAGUUUGGAAAACAAGUGGUAUGAGAAUCGAAUGUCUCUUCCUUCCAGAAAUUCUACAAUUCCCCACGCCGUGACGCUUGACAAAUUUGGUGGUCUAUUUAUUAUUAGUGCGGUCACUUCUACUCUAACCUUUAUGGUCUCUUUAAGUUACCUAAUUGGUACUAGAUUCCACCAGUUCCAACAAAUGUUAGCCCAAUUCCGGUGAUUUGAUGACUACUAUGUUUUUUACUCUUUUUUUUUUUUUUUUAAUAAAUGCCUUGGGAGAAAUGCUAAUUUUGAUUUAGCAAUUGAUGUUUCAGUGAAACGACCCAAAAAUAUGACUCGAAAAUUUCUUUAAAAACAUUACUAAAAUCACGUUUAUAAAAACUGUAUCAUAAGUCAUAACAUAAUUUCUCGAGUAUUGAUUCAAAACAUAAUAUCAUUAUCAGAGUCAAACAUUCCCAGGCUAACUGUCUAUGGUGUGUGCACUGCAAUCUUCCCGAGCUCCUCCUUUGAAAAACUGAGUACCUGAAACCAAAACUGAAAACCGUAAGCACGAAGCUUAGUGAGCUCCCUCAAACUACCACAUACCAUGCAAUAACAUAUAAAGCACAUACUGGGGCCUUGCCCCCUCCA